UUCAUGGUUCAACUAUUCAUUAUGAUGUAUAAAAUUGAUCUAGGAGUAACCUGAAAAUAACUUUCUAUGUUGUGGGAUGAAGAACAAAAAAAGUAAUUUUUAUUGAUAAAAAUAUAUACUUAUAUGGAUUAAAUGAAAAGUGAUGAUCAUUUGAUGAGGCCCCCACUGGUGUAUCUUAUUCUUAUUGGUUAGGUUUGCCUUCGUGGUUUGUAAACAGAAUAAUAACAGUGCACACGUGUGUUCAGUGUUAAAAAUCCACUCAUAGAUUUCAUUUUCUCGGAGAAUAAAGUUAUUUAUUGGAUAAAGCGUGAGUUUAUGUAAUUUCUGGUAAGCUAUUGAGAGAAAAUCCGUGUUUUAAGGGUGAGUGGACGAUAAAUUCAUCUUCGAUGGGAAGAUCUAAAUCGAAGAAGUGUCGGAAAGUUGUCAUUGCAGAUGAAAUAAAGGAAGAGACUGAUGAAAACUUGAUGAGAAAUUUACCAGACAAACUACUACUGAUGCGAGUGAAGAGUGGAACGAAAAUUAGAAAUGUUUUUAAUCACGCAAUCAAAGAAUUUUCAAAGUAUGAGGGUGUUUUAUGGUCCGGUGCUGGGCAGGCAGUAGGAAAAGUCAUCUCCUGUGCGGAGAUGUUCAAAAGAGAAUUUAAAGGGCUCCACCAAGUAACGAAACUUCAUUACAUCAAAUCGAAAAAUAAUUCUAAAGAUGAAGGGAAUGACAGACAAGUGCCAGAAAUUCAUAUCUGCCUUACUAAAAAUCAAUUCAACUCCACGGAACUUGGAUUGUUCCAUUUAUUCAGAUACCAAGGGCCAGAUGACAACAUGUUCCAGAACUCAUCCGAGAAUGUGUCUGAUCAGGGUCAAGGUAGUAGGAGCAAAAUUUCUGGCAUUGCUGCUGAGGAAUUUGCUAAAAUGGGUUUGAGAACGGGACAAAAGAGGCCAAGGGAAAAUUUCAAGGAUAAAACAUCAACGAAAAAGUCGAAGCGAAUUCCUUAAAAUUAAUUAUUCGAAUGUCAGUGAUGAAAAUGGCUAUAAAAGUGUCUAGACAUCUAGUCGAUUUAGUCUCAUUGA
Molecule: messenger RNA, 1064 nt
Organism: Diachasma alloeum
Lineage: Eukaryota; Metazoa; Arthropoda; Insecta; Hymenoptera; Braconidae
Gene: Rpp25
Product: ribonuclease P protein subunit p25-like protein
Exons: 4
Coding region: 387-989 (200 amino acids)
Biological process (GO): tRNA 5'-leader removal
Cellular component (GO): ribonuclease MRP complex
Molecular function (GO): RNA binding
Source: RefSeq, a predicted model, not a curated record